AUGGUUAAAUUCAUCAAGUCCGGUAAAGUUGCUAUCGUCACCCGUGGUCGUUUCGCUGGUAAGAAAGUCGUCGUUGUCAGACCUCACGAUGACGGUACCAAGUCCCACUCUUUCUCUCACGCCAUUGUUGUUGGUGUCGAGAGAGGUCCUUUGAAGGUCACCAAGGCCCACAGCGCCAAGCAACUCGCCAAGAGAACCAAGGUCAAGGCUUUCGUCAAAUUGGUCAACUACAACCACUUGAUGCCAACUAGAUACUCUUUGGACGUCGAGUCUUUCAAGAACUCUGUUACCCCAGAGACCUUGAAGGAGCCAACCCAAAAGGAGGAAGCCAAGAAGGUUGUCAAGAAGGCUUUGGAGGAAAAGCACCAAGCCGGUAAGAACAAGUGGUUCUUCUCCAAACUCAACUUCUAA
Messenger RNA from Metschnikowia bicuspidata var. bicuspidata NRRL YB-4993, 411 nucleotides. RefSeq names its product 60S ribosomal protein eL27 (gene RPL27A). Gene Ontology annotation, molecular function: structural constituent of ribosome. The record is from RefSeq and is a predicted model, not a curated record. Gene Ontology annotation, cellular component: ribosome; cytosolic large ribosomal subunit. Gene Ontology annotation, biological process: translation. The coding region runs from base 1 to 411 and encodes 136 amino acids. Lineage: Eukaryota; Fungi; Ascomycota; Pichiomycetes; Serinales; Metschnikowiaceae. The transcript is spliced from 2 exons.